Molecule: messenger RNA, 540 nt
Organism: Phaedon cochleariae (mustard beetle)
Lineage: Eukaryota; Metazoa; Arthropoda; Insecta; Coleoptera; Chrysomelidae
Source: the annotation of a GenBank genome assembly
AUGGUCAAAUUCUUAAAAUGUCAAUGUAUGGAUGAAACAGCAGAACAAGAUACUGAAACUAGUUUAGAUGAAGAAAUUGCCAAACUUUCCCAUGAGGAUCUUUUGGAAAUAACACAAAGCAGCUUGAGAAGACUGAUAACUGCUGAUCCUUUGCUCAAAGACUUACCUGUUGAUGUUACUGUUGAGGAAGUGUUGGCACAAAUAGCAGUUGCUCAGGGUCAAUCUAUCACAGUAGUUGUCACCAGAUACUCAGAAUCUCCUUUGAAUGUUGUGAUUUCCCAACGGGGAACAACUGUGUUGGAUUUGAAGAAAGCAAUAAAACGUAGCUUCACUCUGCGACAGCAGCGUCAAAGGAUCAAAACGAAAAUAAGUUGGCGCUACGUGUGGAGGACUUUCCAUUUACAGAACGUCCAAAAUGGCCAGGUGAUGAGAGAUGACAAAAAAGAAGUUUCUGAAUAUGGUAUAGCAAAUAAAUCUGAAAUCAGAUUCGUGAAGAGACUGAGGAAGGAAUCUUCACACUCUCUGAGACAUGCUGACUAA